Messenger RNA from Dicentrarchus labrax (European seabass), 3315 nucleotides. It is a transcript of the gene crot, whose product is annotated as carnitine O-octanoyltransferase. Gene Ontology annotation, molecular function: carnitine O-octanoyltransferase activity. Gene Ontology annotation, cellular component: peroxisome. The transcript is spliced from 17 exons. The coding region runs from base 162 to 2000 and encodes 612 amino acids. The record is from RefSeq and is a predicted model, not a curated record. Lineage: Eukaryota; Metazoa; Chordata; Actinopteri; Moronidae.
GUAGAGCGGUCGUUAAGUGGGGUAAAGGUGAGGAGCGGCGGACAACACCAUCCAGCCGACUACAGAUAUUACUGCUGUGCGCGGAUGCAGUUAAGUUAACCUCAACAUAUUCCGAAGAAGGUGAGCUGACAGAGGCACUGCGCUUGAAAGCUGAGGAAGAAAUGGCUAAUCAUGUGUCAGAGUCGUUGCCAGAGCGGACCUUCCAGUACCAAAGCAGCCUGCCGCCCCUGCCUGUCCCAUCGUUAGAGAUUAGCCUUUUAAAGUACCUGAAUGCAGUUCAACCAUUUGCAUCUGAGAAGGAGUUUAAGGCUACAGUGGACACUGUGAAUAAAUUUCAAGAGGGUGUUGGCAAAGAGCUGCAUCAGAAACUACUGCAGAGAGCCAAGACAAAGAAGAACUGGCUGGAAGAAUGGUGGUUAGAUUCUGCAUAUCUGGAGGUCCGCGUCCCCUCUCAGCUGAAUGUGAACUUUGGUGGCCCGGCGCCCUACCUGGAGCACUGCUGGCCUCCUGAAGAGGGAACUCAUCUGCAGAGGGCCAGUAUCAGUACAUGGCAUACGCUGCAGUACUGGAACCUGAUCCGCACGGAGAGGCUGGCUCCUCAGAAAUCUGGCAAAACACCAUUAGAUAUGGACCAGUUCAGAAUGCUGUUCUCCACCUGCAAAGUACCUGGAGUAAAGAAGGACACCAUUCGUAACUACUUCAAAACGGAGCGUGAGGGUCCUUGCCCCUCCCAUUUGGUAGUGAUGUGUCGCGGACGGUUCUUCACGUUUGAUGCAGUCUGUGAUGGACAAAUCCUCACUCCUCCAGAACUGCUCAGGCAGCUGAGCUACGUGAGUGAGUGCUGUGAGGGAGAGCCGGAGGGAGACGGAGUGAGCGCUCUCACCUCAGAGGAGAGGACUCGUUGGGCGAAGGCCAGGGAGCAUUUAAUAAGCAUUGAUCCACAUAAUAAUACCAUCCUGGAGACCAUCCAAAGCAGCCUGUUCGUUAUAUCUCUGGAUGAAACCAAACCCUACUCCACUCCAGAUAACUACACAAAUGUGACUCUGGAAGCCCUUACAGGCAACCCUACCAUCCGCUGGGGUGACAAAUCAUACAAUUCAAUCGUGUUUGCAGAUGGCACUUUUGGAUCCACUUGUGAUCAUGCACCAUAUGAUGCCAUGGUACUGGUGUCUAUGUGCUGGUAUCUGGACCAGCAAAUUAAAGCUACAGAAGGCAAAUGGAAGGGCUCAGAGGCAGUCAGAUCCAUCCCUCCUCCUGAGGAGCUGGUGUUUACUGUGGACAAAAAAGUCCUCAGUGACAUCAGUCAUGCCAAACAGCAAUACCUGAAGUCGACACAGGACCUGCAGGUUGUGUGUUACGCCUUCACAGCGUUUGGAAAAGCAACCAUCAAACAGAAGAAGCUGCAUCCAGAUACCUUUGUUCAACUAGCAAUGCAGCUGGCCUACUACAGAAUGCACAAAGCGCCAGGAAGUUGUUAUGAGACGGCAAUGACUCGUAAGUACUACCACGGCAGGACAGAGACAAUGCGACCCUGCACCAAGGAGGCUGUGAACUGGUGUACAGCCAUGAUGGACCCCACUUGCAACGUUGAUGAGAGGAGGAAAGCCAUGCUGCUGGCCUUCCAUAAACACAACAAACUGAUGGCUGAAGCCCAGGAAGGAAAAGGUUUUGACAGGCAUCUUUUUGGGUUGUAUCUUAUCGCCAGAGAGGAGGGACGUCCCAUUCCAGAGCUCUUCAUGGAUCCCCUCUAUGCAAAGAGUGGUGGUGGUGGUAACUUUGUGCUGUCAUCCAGUCUGGUGGGCUACACUACAGUUCUGGGGGCCGUGGCUCCCAUGGUGCACCAUGGCUAUGGCUUUUUCUACCGCAUCAGAGAUGACCGGAUUGUGGUUUCCAUCUCAGCGUGGAAAUCUUGCCGUCAGACAGAUGCCGCAACACUAUUCAACAACUUCAGUAGCUCCCUGCACGAGAUGCUCCACCUUGCCACCACAUCUCAGCUAUAAGUGCUCACACCAACAGACAGUAGCUAAACACUAAUUUACACACAUACCUUUUACCUCUCCUCAGUUGAUAGCCGACAGCUAGUGAUAGUAAUGUUUGUUCUCAGCACAGAUCAAUGCAAAUGUACAGAAUCAGCACUGGUGAGUGCUAUCCACUGGUUCUGGCAUUAUGAAAAGUAACUUUUCUCUUACUUGUAGUGCUAAAGAAGACUUUUUAAGCAUACGUUGUUGUAUUGGGUGUGUAUAUUAUUUCUUAUUCUCUGAUUUUCAUGAUUCUGGUAUAAUUCAUUAUUGAGAAUUUUUAAUUUUAAAUCCUGACAGUAUUGAUCCACAUGUAAGCUAAGAUGACGAUAAAUCUCAAGGCAUUGUUUUUAUGUUGUUUGUCUUCAGCGGGUAAAAGACUGAGACUGUUUGAAGGUGGAGAGUUGUAGGAAAUAACUGUUAUAAGGCUGUUUUGACUGUAAGCCCUAAGUUUUAAACCCAAUUAAACCCAUAAAAAUAUAUUUUAGAUAUGUUAAAAAAAAAAAAGAGAAAAGAUUUGUCUUUGUCUUGGAUCAGUCUAAGUAUGAAAAUAUAGAGAAUUGUGCAACAACAUUUCUCAUUAUAUUCUUGGCAUUUUUUUUUUGACUAAAUUGUACUCACAAAGAAGAAUAAAUUAAAGUUUGGGGGGGGGUCUUUCUGCAGUGAUAGUGCCCCCUAGUGGUAAUUAGUUUUCUCCAGGAGGCAUUAGUUUUUUGUUAAAACUGACAUUUGGGUUUGGGCAGACACUGAAAAUAGUUUUUAGUAUCAGUAUCAUUAUUGUUUUUAUUUCCUUACUCAGAAAGUGAGAAUUUAAAUUUCAGCCUUUUGAAAACUAAGAUUUGCCUUCCAGUCGGCUGAAGUACUGCACAUUGCUUUGUAUUACUUCAGUCAAUCAGUGAAACUUGUUUGACUGACUGUUGUGUCGUUCUUUGAACUAAAACAUGACCAAAAUGGUCAGUGCCCCGUAUGGGUUGUUUCGCACACUAUGCAGCUUUCCUUUAUUUGUGUUCUCAUGUAUGUCAAGUUAAACAUGGCUGAAUAUUCACAACGUUAUAUACUGGGAUGACUGCUGUAAAACAUCACUGAACCUUAAAAACUGUGAUUUUUCUUUCCUCUGCAUUUAAAGCCUUAUACUAACCUCUGAUUGUUGACUAAACCUUUAUAUUAUGACAAAAUGUGAAUACAAUUGUUCUUCCUUUAAAUAUUCAAAUGAAAAGUAGCUCAAUAUUUUUAAGUCUGAACAAAAAGAAUGUUAUUUUUUAAAUGUAGUAAAGCUGAAAUAAAGACUUACAUCUGC